CGUCGACGUCCCCGAGACACUGCGCGUCAACACCCGGCCGGCCCUGGACGUACACCUCCGACUAUCAGGUUCCAUGGCUGACAACAACACCACCCUGGACUCUCCCAACCGGAGCAGCUGUGACGUGUUUGUCUACCAGCAAGCCACCAUGAUCUUCUUCCCCGUCUUCUACUCGCUGGUAUUCCUCAUCAGCUUGUGUGGCAACGCUUUGGUCCUCUUGGUGAUCUGCCAGAGGCGGGAGAAGUCCAACUCCACCGCCGUCUACCUGCUCAACCUGGCCUUGUCAGACAGCCUCUUCACGCUGGUGCUGCCGAGCAGGGUCAUCUACUACGUGCUGGGCUUCCAUUGGCCCUUUGGGGACAUUCUCUGCAGGAUGAGCACACUCCUUUUCUUUGCCAACACGUACGCAGGAAUGGGCUUCAUGACCUGCAUUAGUCUGGACCGCUACCUGGCAGUAGUGCACCCUCAGCGGAUGCGCUGUCUGCGGCAGGUCACAGUGGUCCGCUGGAUCUGCUGCUUGGUUUGGGCUCUGGUGUUGGUGCAAGUAGCUCCUUUGCUGUUCUACAGCAAGUUGCAGCACCACGGCGACAGGUGGACAUGCAUGGAGUAUAUCGACGUGGACGGCUCCCAGUGGAAGCCACACUUCUUACUUCUGAGCUGUGUUGUCUCCUUCUUUUGUCCCCUCGUCGCCAUCUUGGUCUCCUAUGCCAGGAUCCACGUAAAGCUGCGGGUGGCGGGCGGACGCAACUCCACAAGCCCGUCAAAGAGGAAUCACAGAGCCAACGCUGUCAUUCUUCUCAUCCUCCUGACAUUUAUCGCCUGCUUCAGCCCUUACCACCUCAACGUGAUACAGUUCAUGUGCAGGAAGAUGCACCAUGAGGUCAGCUGUGAGGAACUGAGAGUCUUCAAGGUCUACUCACAGAUUACAGUCUUGCUCAUGAACUUCAACUGCUGCCUGGACCCGGUCCUCUACUUCUUUGCCAUUAGGACAUACAAGAAGCGAGUGAUGAACCUGUUCAGGGAGCGCCUGUGCGUUUCCACUCGCACCAUCACCCCCCUCGCUUUAGCCAAGACCACAACUGACAACAGCAGCAGCGACAGCUAAGACGCCACGAUCAUAAUUUCUUUGUCACAUUCCUUCAAGAUUAAAGCAUUUCUUGUUCCAAAUAAAUUGAUAAUCUUAUUAAAGUGUAUAUUAAGUGUA
Molecule: messenger RNA, 1204 nt
Organism: Nerophis ophidion (straightnose pipefish)
Lineage: Eukaryota; Metazoa; Chordata; Actinopteri; Syngnathiformes; Syngnathidae
Exons: 4
Coding region: 74-1105 (343 amino acids)
Biological process (GO): G protein-coupled receptor signaling pathway
Cellular component (GO): membrane
Molecular function (GO): oxysterol binding; G protein-coupled receptor activity
Source: RefSeq, a predicted model, not a curated record